UGUCUUGCUUUAGUUUCCGGUGGUGCGUGAAAGAUUUAUAAUCUUACUCGAAAGCACAAAUAAAUUACUUAAUGAUGUCAAGUUAAAGUGUAAAUGAUAAGUGAAGACAAUUUAAGCCGUCUGUAAUUAGAAAAAGUGUGUUGAGUAAUCUUAAAAGUGGUACGAUCCGAUUCACUUUUGGGGGGUCUUUUGAAUCUUCGCCAACAGCUGAGAUUCAGUUCACGAAUCAGACGUGUGUUACUGAAGUCUCCAAUAGUUCAACAUUUAUCAUUUUAAAAAAUAAAUGCAGAGGAGGAGGAAGUUAACUGACUGUUCACCCAUGUAACACUUCAGAGAGAGAAAGAGAGAGAUGUGCCAUGAUAAGUUUGUGUGUCCCGUAUUUGUCGUGUGUGUUGUGUUUGUGUUCUUUUAUUGACAGACAUGAUGGAGGAAAAAGACGGGAUAUCGAACAUGCAGAUGCCUUUAUCAGAUGAGAGCAGCAGAUCGGUUCUGUCCGAUGACUCGUGUGAGAUAGAUGACCACCCAGAGAUAGAUGAAGAGUUACCCGGCUCACAGGCACGUCUAGGACAGCAUCAGAAACCAGACAUACAGAUCACAGAUGUUCAAAAUGAGCGUCUCCUGAUGAACAUCAGCGUACCGCUCAAAGCUCUGCCAGUGUCUAUGCAGGACAAAAAAGACGUCAGGAAAGAACGCCAGGAGAGGCACAAGAUUGGCUCCUGGGAAUCGUGGAGGCGGAGCCGGCUUAUCGCAUGGAGGCGCUUUAAGGAGCACGUCAGCAGCGCUUUGACAAUACUGUUGCCAUGGAGACACACCCUGCACAUAAUUGAAGGUCAGUUUGGUGUCGGGAUUAAAGCCUACUUUGGGUUUCUGCGGUACCUGUUGGGUUUGAAUCUGCUGUAUUGUGCCAUUAUCAGUGGAUCUGUGCUGACCCCAACGCUGAUAUACAGAAAUAAACAUGAGAAUGAAGGCCCAUCAUUUGAUUUAGAAGAAAUUUUCAUCGGAUCAGGUUUUCUGGAAAUGACGCCAGUAUUUCAUAGUUUCUACAUCAGUGGGUCUCUUAAUUUUGAUUGUUUAAAUACUCCGAUUCUUUUUUUACUCGGCAUGGGGUCCAUCUUCUUCCUCAGCAUCGUUGUGAUGGUCCGCAGAACUGUUGUGGGCUACAAACAAUUAUGGCUGACUAGAAAUCGCAUCAGUUCCAAUGCGAGUUUAAAGGUUUUCUCUGGAUGGGAUUUCUGCAUCCAGAAAGAAGACGCAGCCAAACUAAAAUGCACAUUUAUCAAGAACGACCUGAAGUUGGAUCUUACAGAGCAAAAGUCUCGUGAUGAAGUCGAGGGGCGAAGUUUACAAGCUUGGGUUUGGCUUAUUUUCCUGCGGAUCAUUAUCAACAUCCUGGUGCUGGUUCUUCUGGCCAGUUCCUUUAUUCUGAUUUAUUAUUCCAUCCAUUUAUCACAGAAUCAGGAUUCAACCCUGAUUUUGGAGUAUCUUCCUCCCAUCACCAUGAUGAGCAUGAAUUACCUGUUACCCCCCAUCUUUAAAAAGAUCUCAAAGUUUGAGCAUUAUUUGCCCGCCACUCAGCUGAAUAUCACUCUGAUCAGGAGUAUUUUCCUGAAACUGGCAUCUUUGGGCAUCUAUCUGUUCGUCCUCAUAACGGCAACAAAACGUCCAGAAGACCAGUGUAAGGAGAACGCGUUUGGGAAGGAGAUGUACAAACUCAUUCUGUUCAACCUUAUCGAGGGUUUCGUCGGCACGUUUUGCUUGACCUUCCCGAGAACGUUACUGGUGGAACGGUGCUCAUCUUCGAAUCUCCUAAAGAAGUUAAACAAGCCAGAGUUUGAUAUUACCUCAAAUGUUUUAGAUCUGGUGAACAGUCAGACGGUCACGUGGGUCGGUGUGUUUUACUGUCCUCUACUCCCCGCGCUCAGCGCUUUCCGUCUUCUGCUGCUCUUCUAUCUCAAAAAGUUCACAUUAACGCGAUGUUGCCGUCAGGAGGACGAUCAGGACGACCAGAACAAGAGAAUGUUCAGGACGACCAGUUUAUCGGUUCUGUUUCAUUUUACACUGUGUUUGGGUCUCAUCCUAUCUGCCGUCACUCUGGGUGUCAACAUCUCCAUGUUUCAUUCUGGUGACUGCGGUCCGUUUAAAGGCAGCAAUACCAUAUUUAAUGUGACGAAUGUGUGUAUUAAGACACUGCCCGGUCCCGUUCAGAUCACCAUCAGAUACGUCUCAUCUGAAGCCUUCGCGUAUGCUCUGAUACUGGCUGAAGUUGUCAUACUGAUGUCAUCCAUGUCACGUGCACGAGCGAAUUGUAAAGCCAUCGAGAACCUGAAGGACAUGAUGGUGAUGUGCAGUUAUGAUAAGCAAUUCCUGGUGAAGAAAUACGCCGAGAUCAAGAGGCGACAAAAGAAAACACGCUAACAGUACGGCAUGAAAAGACUGUUCUCAGAUGAUGUGACAUGACAGGAUGUAAAGGAUGCAUGAAUGCUGAUCAUGCGUGUCAACAUUUGCGACUUUAAGUGUUAAAAAAACGUAGUGUAUUACUUCUGUUUUUUCUCUCUCACACUUAAACUUUCAAAGCCUUUGUCAGUAUUAUACACCAACUAUUUGAAUAAUUUUGUUAAGCUACAUUUGUCAUACUG
Misgurnus anguillicaudatus (oriental weatherfish) is the source of this 2636-nucleotide messenger RNA. Lineage: Eukaryota; Metazoa; Chordata; Actinopteri; Cypriniformes; Cobitidae. The record is from RefSeq and is a predicted model, not a curated record.